AUGGAAUUUUUCAACAAAUUUAUUAAAAAGAUAAGCGAUGACAAGCCCAAAGAUGAUGGCAAGGGUAAAGCUCCAUCCAAAGGAAGCACUCCGCCAUACUAUGGCACCAUCACUCCUGAUCCUAAUUUCAGCGCCAGCAGAGAUGCUGCUGCUUUACAGAGAGCCAUUGAAGCCAAAGGUGUGGAUGAGAGUGCCAUUACUGAGAUUCUAGCCAGAAGGACUAAUGCACAGAGACAGCAGAUUAAAGCAGCCUAUGAAAAUGACACUGGAAAAGACCUCGUGAAGACUUUGAAAUCUGUUCUGAAGUCCCAUUACGAAGACACGGUCGUGGCUCUGCUCAUGAAUCCAGCCCAGUAUGAUGCUUAUGAGCUCAGACAAGCCAUGAAGGGUCUGGGAACCAAUGAAAAGGUCCUGAAUGAAAUUCUGGGAACCAGGUCAAACCAUGAGAUUAGACUAUUGAAAACUGCCUUCAAAGAAGCAUAUGGAGCGGAGCUGGAGCACAAUAUUAAAGGCGACACUAGCGGGCACUAUGAGACUGCCCUACUUGCCCUGAGCAAGACAAGCAGAAGUGAGGACCAGGAUAUCGAUGAUGGACUGGCAAAAAGCGAUGCAAAGGCUCUUUAUGAAGCUGGAGAGAAGAAGAUAGGAACUGUGUACUCUGUCUUUAUUGACAUUCUCACAUCCAGGAGCGAAGCUCAACUAUGCAAAAUUUUCAAGCAGUAUGACAAACUUGGUACACAGGGCUUUCCAAAGGCUUUAGAACAUGAAAUGAAAGGAGAUGUGGAAGAUUGUCUCAUGACCCUGGUGAAAGCAGCAUGGAACAAGCCUGCAUACUUUGCUGAAAGGCUCCAUUUAGCUAUGAAGGGCGCAUGGGCUAACUGCAACACCCUGACCAGGAUCCUCGUGAGUCGCUCAGAGGUGGACCUCAAGAAAAUUUUGCAGGAGUACAAAAGAAUGUAUGGCAAAACCCUUCAAGAAGACAUUAAUGUCGAAACUAAGGGAGAUUAUGUCAAGAUUCUGCUCGCGCUGUGUGGUGACCACUGA
Messenger RNA from Electrophorus electricus (electric eel), 1044 nucleotides. RefSeq names its product annexin A1-like. Gene Ontology annotation, cellular component: plasma membrane; vesicle membrane; nucleus. The record is from RefSeq and is a predicted model, not a curated record. Gene Ontology annotation, molecular function: calcium ion binding; calcium-dependent phospholipid binding; phosphatidylserine binding. Lineage: Eukaryota; Metazoa; Chordata; Actinopteri; Gymnotiformes; Gymnotidae. Gene Ontology annotation, biological process: signal transduction; phagocytosis; cellular response to glucocorticoid stimulus.